AUGUCUCCCGCACUCACAAUACCCUACGGCCGGCGCCUGAUCCCGCAGGUCCUGGACGACAUGGCCAGGACGUCGCCGGAAAAGGAGAUGCUCUCCGUGCCGCGCUCCGACGAUCCCAAGGACGGUUGGAAGAAGUUGAGCUUCGGACAGGUGGCGGCCGCGGUCGACCGCGUGGCCGGCUACCUGCUGGAGCAGAAGGAAGACAUCCUGGCGAGGUGUGCAAGCAGCGGAAGCAACGGCAACAUUCAGACCAACGGCCACGGCGACUCGAGGGAACAGAGCCAGUUCCCAACCCUCGCGUACCUCGGCCCAAGCGACGCCCGGUACGUCAUAUUCGCCGUGGCCUGCGUCAAGGCCGGCAUGAAGGCGCUCUUCAUCUCGCCGCGGAACCCCAAGGCGGCGCAGCUGAACCUCUUUGACAAGACCAACUGCAACGCCAUAUACUACGACCGGGUGUACGAGGACACGGUGCGGCUGUGGCUUCAGGAGCGCAGCACCAUGAAGGGCAUCAGGGUGCACUCGGCGCAGGAGUGGAUCGACGGCUGGGGCGAGGACGCGGGCAAGAGGCCGCCGCACGUUCCCUACACAAAGACGUUCAGCGAGGCAGAGUACGACACAUUCAUGGUCAUGCACACCAGCGGCAGCACCGGGUUCCCAAAGCCCGUCUUUGUGCGCGUGGGCAUGCUGGCCGUGUCCGACUCCUUCCACAACACGCCCGACUUCAUGGGGAGCCCGACCAUCUUCGGCACCAACAUGUCCGGCCGUCGACUCCUGAACCCGAUGCCGCUGUUCCACGCCGCCGGCCUGUACGUCACCAUGCUGCGGUCCAUCUACUUUGCCGCCCCCGUGGCGCUCGGCAUCACCUCGCGGCCCCUGACGCCGCAGUCCGUCGUCGAAGCCCUGGACAACCUCGACGUCGACAGGGCCAUCCUCCCGCCCGCCAUCCUCGACGAGAUCGCCUACAUCCCCGAGGCCGUCGCCGCGCUCAAGCGGCUCGACUAUGUCUUCUUUGGCGGCGGGCCCAUGAACCCCGAGGCCGGCAACAGGCUCUCGGUGCACGAGGGCAUCCGCCUGCUCAACAUGAUCGGCUACACCGAGGCGGCGCCGCUGUCCUACUACGUUCAGAGGGACCCCAAGCUCUGGGAGUGGUACAUUGUCGACUCGGAGGCCAUGGGCAAUAAGUGGGUCCCGCACGGCGACUCAACCGACGAGGGCGAGGUGUACGAGCACAUCAUCAAGCGCAAGAGCGAGAACGACCCUCCCGGGUCCCAGGGCAUCUUCUACACCUUCCCCGACCUGCAAGAGUACCCGACCAAGGACCUGUACAUCAAGCACCCGACGCUGCCGAACCACUGGAAGUACCACGGCCGCGCCGACGACAUCAUCGUCUUCUCCAACGGCGAGAAGCUCAACCCCGUGUCCAUCGAGGCCACCGUCGCCAGGCACCCGGACCUCAAGGCCGCCCUGGUCGUCGGCGCCGGGAGGUUCCAGCCCGCCAUGAUCGUCGAGCCCAUGACGCCUGAGCUGUCGCCAAAGAACGACGACGAAGCCGACGCCUUCGUCGAGCGCAUCUGGCCGCUGGUGGAGGAGGCGAACCGCGCCUCCGUCGCCCACGGCCGCAUCGCCAAGGAGCUGAUCAUGGUCGCGAGCCCGCACAAGCCCUUCCCCCGCGCCGGCAAGGGCACCGUGCAGCGGCCCGCCGCCGUCAAGCUCUACAAGCUCGAGACGGACGCGCUCUACGAAAAGGCCGGCAUGGAGGCGGACGGCGCGGCCGACUCCAUCCCCAUCGACGUCUCGUCUAAGCCCAAGCUGGCCGAGUCCAUCCGGGACCUGUUCGAGCAGCUGGGCGAGAUGAACAACAAGGGCAAGAAGCUCCCGCUGGACGCCGACUUCUUCACGGCGGGCGCCGACUCCCUGCAGGUCCUGAACGCCGUGCGCAUGAUCCGCCGCGGCCUCGAGGCCGCCGGACUGCCCAAGCCGUCCCCGUCGGUUCUCGCGCCGCGCUUCAUCUACGCCCACCCGACCGCGGAGAAGCUGGCAUCGUAUCUCAUGGACUCGGUGAUCCACGCGGGGCAAAACGGCCACGCAAACGGCGGCAGCAGCAGCAGCAGCAGCGGUCCGUCCCACGACGUCCAGGUCAUGAAGGCGCAGUUUGAAAAGUACACCAGGGGCCUGCGGACCGACCCGGCGCCGCAGAAGAACAAGCCCGCGCCGUCCACGACCGACCAGACCGUCAUCCUCACGGGCUCGACGGGCGCGCUGGGGUCCUACAUGCUGGACAUGCUGCAGUCGACGCCGUCGGUGCGCAAGAUCAUCUGCCUGAACCGGGGCGACGACAGCGGCGCCCGGCAGGAGAAGGCCAACGCCGAGCGCGGGCUGGCGACAUCGUUCCCCAAGGUCGAGUUCUACAACGCGGACCUGUCGCGUCCAGACCUGGGGCUGGACGCAGCCGUGUACGACCGGCUGCUGCUUGAGGCGGACCGCAUCGUGCACAACGCGUGGCCCGUCAACUUCAACAUGUCGGUCGAGACGUUCGAGCCGCACGUGGCGUCUGCGCGCAACUUUGUCGACCUGGCGCUCAAGGCGGCCAAGAACGUCCAUGUGGUCUUUAUCAGCUCCAUCGGCACGGCCGACGGGUGGACGGGCCCCGAGGCGUUCCCGGAGCGCCGCGUCGACGACCUGACGCUACCCUCGACGGGCUACGGGCGCUCCAAGCUGGUCAGCUCGCUGAUCCUCGACGAGGCCCGCGACCGCAGCGGCGUGUCGACGGCCGUCGUGCGCGUGGGCCAGAUCGCCGGCCCGAGGGCGGAGAAGGGUGUGUGGAACAGGCAGGAGUGGCUGCCGUCCAUUGUGGCCAGCUCGCUCGCCCUCGGUGCGCUGCCCGAGAGUCUGGGCCCCAUGGACGAUGUCGAGUGGACCCCCACCGAGGACAUGGCCAAGUUGAUCCUCGAGGUGGCUGCUGUUUUGCCCAACCGCAAGGACUGGAACCAGGACAAUACGGGAUACUUCCACGGCGUCAACCCGCGCAGCAGCAAGUGGAGCGAGCUGGCACCGCACGUCCGCGAAUUUUAUGGUAGUCGGAUCAAGGAGAUCGUGCCCAUAGAGAAGUGGGUCGAGCUGUUGGAGAAGAGCGCCAGCGACACCAAGAAUGUCGAAAAGAACCCGGGAGUCAAGCUGUUGGAUUUCUACCAGGGCCUGCUCCAAGGCAAGAGUGUCAAGUUUAACAUGAAGCGCACUUGCGAGCUCAGCCCGACCAUGGCUUCGCUGGAAGCCGUAACUCCAGAUUUGAUGAAGAACUGGUGCAGGCAAUGGGGCUUUUAG
Pyricularia pennisetigena is the source of this 3321-nucleotide messenger RNA. RefSeq lists its product as uncharacterized. The coding region runs from base 1 to 3321 and encodes 1106 amino acids. The record is from RefSeq and is a predicted model, not a curated record. The transcript has a single exon. NCBI's taxonomy places the organism in Eukaryota, Fungi, Ascomycota, Sordariomycetes, Magnaporthales, Pyriculariaceae.